Molecule: messenger RNA, 2465 nt
Organism: Labrus mixtus (cuckoo wrasse)
Lineage: Eukaryota; Metazoa; Chordata; Actinopteri; Labriformes; Labridae
Product: MAGUK p55 subfamily member 4-like
Exons: 19
Coding region: 75-1880 (601 amino acids)
Cellular component (GO): plasma membrane; adherens junction
Molecular function (GO): protein binding
Source: RefSeq, a predicted model, not a curated record
ACGUUAAAUAUUGUUGUUUUUUGCAUUUAUUUUCAGUGAAAUCUGGCUUUCUGCACUGACUCUGGUUGAUCACCAUGAGACAAGCUAUGGAGGAUGGUGUCAGUGAGGUGCUGUCCAAUGUGGUCGAGGACGUUGGUCAGGCCAUGGACAGAAACAUCAGCGGAGCUCACAUCCUCCACGAGCUGCUGAGCGCACCGUGGCUGCGCGCGGUGCUGAAGAUGUAUGAGUGCCUGUUGCAGUUCCAGAGGUUGACACCAAGCCCCUUUCUGCCUUAUGCCUCAGGACUUUCACAUGAGAUCAUAUCUGGGAUACAGAAGGUCCACCGUCCCUCAGCUGAAGCUCGAGAGCUCUACAGCCUCCUCAGCUCACCUCACAUCCAGGCCCUCCUAUCAUCUCACGACAGUGUAGCUCAGUCAGACUACGGACCUGUGUUACCCCCGCUGCCUGAUGAGAUGCCUGAGGAUGAGGAGGCCAUGAGGAUCGUCUGUCUGGUGAAGAACAACCAGCCGCUGGGGGCGACUAUAAGGAGGGACGAGGAGACUGGAGAAAUCUACAUUGCCAGAGUGAUUCAUGGAGGACUGGCUGACCGCAGCGGACUUCUUCAUCCUGGUGACAUGUUAGUCGAGGUAAACGGGAACCCUGUGGUGGGACUGGAGCCGGAGCAGGUCAUCCAGAUACUGAUUAACUCUCGUGGAACCAUCCUGUUUAAAGUCAUUCCAAACGCAGCUCAGAGCAGCAGCAGCCACAAAUCGGUGUACAUGAAGGCGAUGGUGGACUACUGCCCCCUGCAGGACUCCUCCAUCCCGUGUGCCAAUGCAGGGAUGGCAUUCAGCAGAGGAGACCUGCUGGAGGUGGUUGAUCAGUCAGACGCUCAGUGGUGGCAGGCCAGGAAGAUGCCCUGUUCUGUUUCCUGUGCCGGUCUGAUCCCCUCCGCCAGCAUGCUGAAGAGUAAACAGAGGGAACAGUGGUGGUGUCAGCCGUUACAGGUUCAUACCUGCAUCAGACCCUUGACUCUGCCCGAUGAUGAGGACGACCGAGCACAUCCUGACGACAGACUCGUCCUCACAGAUGAGACUGAAUGUGACAUCAGUGAUGGGAUCUACCUAGCUGGUUUCCGGCGGAGUUUCCGGCUGUGGAGGAGGACGUCUUUCAGGAGGAGGCGACAGUCCUGCACCUCCUGCUCGCCAAACAGCAGCGCUCUGUCCACGCCGUACGAGGAGGUGGCUCUGUACCAGCGCCCCCCGCAGGAGAACCACCGCCUCAUCAUCCUCAUUGGAGCUUCGGGGGUCGGAGUCUCUGAAGUGAGGAUGAGACUCAUCAAACACAACCCAACGCAAUUCCAGGGACCCAUUCCUCACACGACUCGUCCAAUCAGAGCAGGGGAGCAACCAGGAAGAGAUUACCACUUUGUCACCAAAGAGCUGUUUGAGUGCAUGGUCUGUAACAACAGGUUGGUAGAGUACGGCGAGUUUAGGGGUCACCUGUACGGGACCAGCACUGAUGCUAUCGAUGACGUGCUGAGAAGAGGACGGAUGUGCAUCAUCGAUGUUGAACCACACAGCAUUCCGGCGCUGAGGACGAGGAAAUUGAAGCCUUACGUGGUCUUCAUCAAACCUCCGAGUCCGGACAGACUGAGACAAACCCGCAGAAACGCCCGACUCAUCACCAACAUCACCGCCAACAGAGCCUUCACUGAGGAGGACUUUGUGGAUCUGGAGGACUCGUCCCGGCUGAUUGAAGCGAAGUACAAACAGUUCUUUGACGGCGUGCUGGUGAACGAAGUCCUGCAGGACACCUGCAUGCAGCUCUGCUCCAUCAUCCAGGAGGCGCAGGAGGAGCCACAGUGGAUACCUGUCAGCUGGAGCCGGGCCGAGGAGUAGACGAGAGGAGGAGACAAGGAGAGGAGGAGACGAGAGGAGGAGACAAGGAGAGGAGGAGACGAGAGGGGAAGAGGAGGAGACGAGACGAGGAGACGAGAGGGGAAGAGGAGGAGACGAGGAGAGGAGAGGGAAGAAGACAAAGUUAUGAGAUGAAGAGAGCGAUGAGGGUGGAGAGGGGGCGACACAGAGAGAGAGAAAGAUUGAGAAGUGUUCGUUAAAAGAGGAAAGAAUGAUUAACUGCAGAUCAUAACAUUAUCUGUUUACUUCCGCUCUACAGGCAGGAACUGAAAUGUCACAAGCCACAACGCUACAGCGCCCCACAAUGGUUAGAGGACGCCAUUACUCACCUCCAGGGCUCCCUGGCAGGCACUGACUGGGACAUUUUUGAUUCAUUUUCACUGACUCGGGAAUCUUGAAUGACAGGGUCUCUGUCAUCACGGAUUACAUACAUUUCUGCAUUAACAGCAGCAUUCCUGUAAAAACAAUUUAAAAAGUAUCCCAACUCCAAACCAUGGAUAACUCCCCAACUAAGACAGAGCCUAAAGGAAAAGAGCUAGGCCUUUAGGCUCAAGGACUGGGAACGCC